Ixodes scapularis (black-legged tick) is the source of this 735-nucleotide messenger RNA. RefSeq names its product alpha-(1,6)-fucosyltransferase-like. The coding region runs from base 1 to 735 and encodes 244 amino acids. Gene Ontology annotation, biological process: protein N-linked glycosylation. Gene Ontology annotation, molecular function: alpha-(1->6)-fucosyltransferase activity. Lineage: Eukaryota; Metazoa; Arthropoda; Arachnida; Ixodida; Ixodidae. The transcript is spliced from 4 exons. The record is from RefSeq and is a predicted model, not a curated record.
AUGUCCAGGGGAUACAAGCACCCUAUCGUCGGAUAUUUCCACAGAGUGCAUAUUAGGAGGAGGGACAAGUACAUUGAGGCAGCCCGUCACGAUGUCCAAGAGUACAUGGUCCACGUGGAAGAUUACUACGCCAAGCUUUCCCUUACAACACACGUCGAAAAGAAGAGGGUGUUUGUGGCGACGGACGAUCUCCGUGUCGUCGACGAGAUCCGGGAAAAAUAUCCUCAGUACAAGGUGAUCAACAACGAGGUGGCUUCCCGCCAGGCAAGUACCAGGAACACCAGCCGAAACAACUCCGCGCUCUUCGGUGUAAUGCUCGACAUCACUCUGCUGGCCGAGUCGGACUUUCUAGUCUGCACAUUGUCCUCUGGGUUUUGCCGGGUAGCCUACGAGCUGAUGCAAACUCGACAUCCCGAUGCCUCGCUGAGGGUGACUUCUCUGGACGUGGAGUACUUCUACGCAUACAAGUCCUUCCCACCGAUGAAGGCGCUGUACGGCAACCGACCGGCGUCAGGGAACGAACUUGGCUGGCCAGGGGCCGGCGUGCUGAUCAAGAGACCCGGGAACGGCUGGGCCCUCGAUGAGGCGUUGUUCAAGAAGUACAACGACGGUUUCAAUUCGGGUCGCCUAUUGAGCGCCUCCAGGAUAAGCAAAUCCAAACAGUAUCCGAGGUUCAAAACCACGCAGACGUACCUUGUUAGAAAUUUCAAGGCUUUUACCGCGCCCUUACGUUAA